CCAAAGCUCCCUUUUGCAACUGCCACUCUCACUCACUCAGUAAUCACCACUCACUCGCUCACUCGCUAUUCUCAUCACGGCUCAAAUUGUUCUUACUCCAAGCAUCAUAGAGAAAACAGUUUGGUCUAUACGCCGGCAAAAUGAGCGCCCCAAACGAAAAGACCACCGCGAAGAAAGCCGGCAAGGAAAUCCCACACCCUAGACGGAUCCUCGCCGUGUCGUUGGCGCAGUCAGCUGGGGAGUUGAGUGCUGUUAUCAAAGAACUCACCGGCUCCCACCCCCUCCCAUCAGACUCAACCGAUGAUGAAAACACCCCCUCCCUCGCGGGAACAACCCACCUUUUACCCCUUUCCACACAAUAUUACACCGCCUCUGUCCCCAUCUGGCUUGAUCUUGUCUCUUCUCCGCAGGAAUGGUCAAGCUCGUUUUUGUCGGAGGAGGCAAAGGAGGUGUUGCUGGUUUUGGGGGGGGUUAUUAUUGUUGUCGAGCUCUCUCCUUCUUUGUCUUCCAGCAUAUCAACAUCAACGGUAACAGAGCAUCAAAGAUUGGUUAAAGAGGUUGGGAAGGUGGUCAGGGAAGGGUUGGGGGGGUGGGAGUGGGAUGGUGUCGGGCUUGUUAUUGGUGUUAGCCAGCAGGCCAUAAUGGGGGAUGACGACGUGUUGGAUGAGUGGGAGGAUGUUGCUGCCGAGGCGGGGUUGGAGUUUGUGGUUUAUGCCAAGGGCAGAGAGCAGGAGGAAGGGAAGAGGAAUAAGUUUGGGGAGAGGAUGGGGAUUGCGAGGGUGAGGGAGGCGUUGGAGGCUAAUGAUUGGUCUGGGGGAGGGGCACCAGGGGAGGAAGGGGAUGGUUUGGGUUUUGGGGAGGGGGAUGAGGAUGACGAUAAAGAGUUCGACCCCAAGGGGUUGGGGUAUGGCUAUGACAGGGAGGAUUUUGAGGGGUUGAAGAGGGCGAUUUGGGAGCAGAUUGGGGAGGAGAUUGACACCACGGGGGAGGGGAAAGGGAAGGAGGAGGAAGGGGAGGAAGAGAUUGGGGAUGAUGAUAUCAGGAGCCUGGAGCAGAUGAUGGUCAAGUUGCGGGCUGUGAGGGAUAUGAGUGCUGGUUUGCCGGAGCAGCAGAGGAAGAGGAUGGCUAAGCAGGCUGUGGAGGAGGUUAUGAGGGAGCUGUGAGCUGUGGUGGUGGAUAGAGCUGCCUUGGGUUGGGUAGUAGAGGGUUGAACCUCGACCCUACUUCAGGACUGAUAGCGACCCGGAAUCUAUACUGGACUUUGCUGAGGUCAUACCGGUACCGGGAUAAUGUCUUUUCCAAAGAAUAUCCACACCUAAAGAAACACAGUAUGAUACUGUAUACAUCACCACUUAUGAUAUAUAAAUCCCCAUACAUUGUAGGACCUCCCGUUACAGAUUGAUGGGGCAGACAACCCUGUGUAGAAGGCCAAGCCGAGACGGUGAACAAUGCCACUCUCCUUCUGCUCGCCAGAAAGGCAUUAUUGCAGCAUGUUCCCUUUUGUGGGGAAGAACGCUCUUCGGUUAUGUCAGAGAGUUCCAAAAAAUGGCAGGUCAAGGUAGCAAUCAAAUGGCAGUGUAGAUCGGUGCAUAUCCGCCUUUUUGGUUACCUAUGCUGUGGUUCUGUUACAGACUUAUUUUUAUCCUGCCGCUUGCAUGAUUCUGAUGUUGACGUGGCAGGUGUUGAAGGGGUUGUAGGGUUCGGGAAGAGGAUGGUGGCUUCAACCAGGUUGAAGUGACCCG
Molecule: messenger RNA, 1742 nt
Organism: Podospora bellae-mahoneyi
Lineage: Eukaryota; Fungi; Ascomycota; Sordariomycetes; Sordariales; Podosporaceae
Exons: 3
Coding region: 141-1163 (340 amino acids)
Biological process (GO): vesicle-mediated transport
Molecular function (GO): protein-macromolecule adaptor activity
Source: RefSeq, a predicted model, not a curated record